AUUUCUGUUACUAUAAAUUUUCUAGACCCUACGCCACAUCCUAGGAUAUGGCGCUUUCCUUCGUAUCUGGCGAAUAAUCAGGAACUCUCCCGGCAAUUAAAAGACACAUGGGCAGACUUCCAAAUUACUAAUACGGCCCACGUUUCCAACCCAAAUUUGUUUUGGGAUGCGGGGAAGGCGGUAUUACGUGGUAAAAUCAUUGCCUUUACAUCCGCUUAUAAAAAAAGAAUUCUGCAUAACUUUACUGAGGCUAGUAACCUUCUUAGACAGACACAAAGUGAUAUGGCAGAAUCCAAUACGCAGAAAAACAGGAAA
Messenger RNA from Staurois parvus, 315 nucleotides. NCBI's taxonomy places the organism in Eukaryota, Metazoa, Chordata, Amphibia, Anura, Ranidae. The record is from the annotation of a GenBank genome assembly.